CUCUUCAUCAAUGGCGAAUUCCGCUCGUAGAGAUGCAUGUCCUCUCAUUAAGAAUGUCCUCCUUUUGGACUCGGAAGGAAGGCGUGUGGCAGUUAAGUAUUAUACAGAUGAAUGGCCGACUAAUAGUGCAAAGUUAGCCUUUGAGCGUUCCGUCUUCAUUAAAACACUCAAGACUAAUGCCCGGGCUGAAGCGGAGAUAGUGAUGUUUGAGAAUAACGUUGUGGUGUAUAAGUUCGUGCAAGACUUGCAUUUCUUUGUAACUGGGGGUGAAUCUGAAAAUGAAUUGGCAUUGGCCGCAGUCCUGCAGGGCUUUUCUGAUGCAGUUACCCUUCUCCUCAGGGGUAAUGUUGAUCAAAAGGAGGCACUUGAAAACUUAGAUAUGAUGUUUUUAUGCCUUGACGAGAUUGUCGAUGGCGGGAUGAUUCUUGAAACAGACGGAAAUAUGAUUGCUGGAAAAGUAGCUACACAUACAAUGGAUGAUGGAGCUCCUUUGUCGGAACAGACAAUCACCCAAGCCUUGGCGACGGCUCGCGAUCAUUUCACAAGAUCACUUCUCAGAUAAAAACACUAUUUCAUACCAUAUAUAAGUUCAAUAAAACCGAUUUUCUAUUUCAAGUUCCCUAGUGUCGAUUUUUUCUUCUUGUAGCCAUAAAAACGCCAUGGUACGUUUUUCAAAUAUAGAGCCGCAUUCAAACACCUGUCAUAUAUAUAUGUAGUACUUAUAACGAACUAAUUAUCAUAUUCCAGUA
Messenger RNA from Erigeron canadensis, 749 nucleotides. RefSeq names its product coatomer subunit zeta-1-like. The transcript is spliced from 6 exons. Gene Ontology annotation, cellular component: COPI vesicle coat. The record is from RefSeq and is a predicted model, not a curated record. Lineage: Eukaryota; Viridiplantae; Streptophyta; Magnoliopsida; Asterales; Asteraceae. The coding region runs from base 11 to 562 and encodes 183 amino acids. Gene Ontology annotation, biological process: intra-Golgi vesicle-mediated transport; intracellular protein transport; retrograde vesicle-mediated transport, Golgi to endoplasmic reticulum.